Messenger RNA from Pelobates cultripes (western spadefoot toad), 15362 nucleotides. NCBI's taxonomy places the organism in Eukaryota, Metazoa, Chordata, Amphibia, Anura, Pelobatidae. The record is from the annotation of a GenBank genome assembly.
GUACAAGAAGGAGAGACGCUAGACGAGGAGAGAGCUAAAGAGACGUAAGACAGAAAAGAGAGGAGGGGGAGACAUGCAAGGUAAAUGGGACAAGGAGUGGGAAAUGAUGAGGUCAAGAACUAAAUGUGGAGAUGGGAAUAUGUGCAGUCUCUGUGUUAAUUUUAGGGAGUGACAGGAGAGCUGAAAUAGUUUGGAGUGUUCAUUGUAACGCUGUAUGGAUGUGGGCAAUAGGACCACCUCUUGGAGAGAAUGUAUGACGGAGAACAAAUCUCUAAAUUGUACGCCCUUCUACCAAAAGUAAGGAUACAUUUCUUGCUGACCACAAUCUCUGUGAAAACCAAAAAAGCCUAUUGGAUAGAUUUGAUUUGAUCUCAUUGUGUCUAAAUACCAUCUAAAUAUGACUUCAUAUCUUUCUGUCUAAAUACCAUCUUGCUAUCAUUUUAAAGUAAUUUUCUUGUAUUAGGAUACAAGUUAUUAAUUAAGAAGAUGACUAAUGCUAGUGACACUGUUAGCAUUAGGGUUAGGUGGGGUUACAUCUCCAUUAACUUACAUUACAGAUUGUGACAGGGGUUCUAUACAGAAAACAAAGAGCAGUGGGGAAUGCGGGAAUGCAUUAUGUAUUCAGUUGAGUAUACAAAAUGUAGGGGAGGUUAUGGCCACAAUUGCUGCUUAUUUUAGAAAUCAGGCCUUGGAAAAUAAGGAGGAUGGACUGGGUUCUCCCGUGGUCUAUCAGGUAAAGGGUACCACAGAGAAUAUCAGGGGUACUUUUCAGGGGCAUGUAUCACAAUUAUUUUAAAUAUCUUUCUAUAUUUUAACCUUUUGCCUGUAGGCUGGUUGUGCUGUUAGUGGGAAAUAUUCUAGGUUUCAUUGGUUUACCUGUGGAAAGCAGAUUAAUUUAUUUUGUGAACUUGAUUUCUACUGGAUUUGUUCAAAGCGAACUAUGCUGAAUUUUGGUGUUUAAUCUGACUAUUUGGAACCAGAUGGUUCCAAACAGGGUCAGACUGGGGAAAACAAAAUUGGCCAGGGUUUUUUUUAAUCACAGCAGUCCAGUUGGAAGGAGCCAGGAGGCAAUGCCAGGGGGUGUCCAAUGAUCAUCACGCUCUUUCUAAAAGCGAGCAUGUUGGUUCAAAGCUCUUCCAGGGCAGCCCAUACACAGAGCCCCACUGAAGAGGUCUUGCAUGAGAAAAAGGCCCUGUAUUUGUUCUGCACAGUGCACAAAAUGUAAUGACAUGAUUCACUGUUUUUGCUUAUAAAAUACCAGAGGACAAAAGGGCCAGGAAAGUGUAUUGUGCAUGUGUUUGCAGGAUGUUUCAGGGAUUGUGUGUGUAUAGCAUGAACUGAUUGUGGUGUGGUGUUUUGUGUAAAUCGGUUGUUUUCAGUUGUGUUGUGUUUGUGGUGUAAUAUUUGUGGCUAAGGGCUAUAGUGUGAGUGGUUAGGGGCUGUUCAGAGUUGUGUGUAUAGGUGCUGUAGAGUGUGCAUAGAGGGCAUAGUGUGUGUCUAUCGUGUUUCCCCGAAAGCAAGACAGGGUCUUAUAUUAAUGUUUGCUCCAAAAAACACACCAGGGUUCAUUUUCAGGGGAUGUCUUAUUUUUAAUGUAUGGUACAACAAUAAAUGUACCACAAAAUAUUUAUUCAAAGACGAUCAUGUCAUCUUCUUCUGGAACAUCUUCAUAGCUCUCCAUUUCCUGUAGAAGCUUUGACCUCAAUCUCUCAAGUCCAGCAAUAUAGCUCCUCUUAAAUUAGUACUUCUUGUCCAUGUAUCCUGCUCAUAGUGCAUUGGCAACACAGCUGUAAGUGAUUUUAUCCCAUGAAUUCUUCACCCAAGUCACAACAUUGCUUCUUUUUUCAAUGUAUUCAUUCAAAAUGCUCUUAAAUGGCUUGUUUAUUGCAAUAUCAAGAGUCUGGAGAUAGUCAGUCAUUCCUGCAGGAAUCAUUACUUGAUCUAUUAUUUUCUCUGCAAGGAAGUUCUUUAUAUCUUUAGCGCGGUGAGUGCUGGCUGAAUCCCAGACUAGCAGACCUCUUUGGCUACCUCGCAAAACAAGUGGCAGCAUUAAAUCAAACCACCUCCUUAUAACUGCUUGUGUGCACCAGGCCGUUUUGGUUUCAAGUAAAUAAAUGCCUGAAACAAGUUCAAUCUUAUCUUUCUUGCCCUUAGUGAUGAGUAGAGGUGGGGCUUUCUUUCCAUCCAGACGAAUUGUCAAAAUGCAGGUGACAUUUGCACUUUUGUAACCAGAGGAGGGAAUGUAGAUUGAAGAGGCACCCCUCUGAGUAUUAUUAUUAUUGCCAUUUUUAUAGUGCCAACAGAUUCUAUAGCGCUUUACAAUAUUAUGAGAGGGGGGAUUUAGCUAUAAAUAGGACAAUUACAGGAAAACUUACAGGAACGAUAGGUUGAAGAGGACCCUGCUCAAACGAGCUUACAGUCUAUAGGAGGUGGGGUAUAAGACACAUUAGGAAGGGAAAUAGCAAUCAAAUAAGGUGGGAGUGAAGCAGAGCUGGAGGAGAGAGUAAAGUGCUGCCCUUUAGGAGAGAGCAAGAGACAGGUAUGUGAGGUAGAGGUUACUCUGGGAGGCGAUAAGUUUUCUUAAAGAGAUGGGUUUUAAGGCACUUCUUAAACUAGUGAAUACUAGGGGAGAGUCUGAUGGUGGUCAAUUGUCAUUUAAGAUCCUUGGCCCAUAAACACUGCAGUUUCAUCCAUAGCAAUUGUGUUGGAGAGUUGGUACUGAGAAACGUGGAUAUGAUCAACAAAGGACUUGAAUGCAAGUGCAUGUUUAAUAAUUUCAGUAUCUUCCAGCUUGAACAGUGUUGUUGAUCUUCUUAGUGACAGUUCAUGUUGCUUAAGGAAGUCAUCCAGACAGUGUUGUGAUGCUUUGAAAUCAUCUGGGGAUAAUUCAAACUGUGUUGCUUUUGCAAGGGCAAAAGCUUGAAUAUCAGCCCUGUGCACAACCAAAGCCGUUGCUCUCCUGUCAGCAAUCCAUUCACAGAUGAUGCCUUCCAGCUCAGGAAAUAAUGGUUACCAACUUGAUCCACACUUGCGCUUCUUGGUAUUUCCCUCGUCCACCUGUUGCUUGAGAUUAUUGUACUCUGUUCGCCAUUUUCGGACAUCCAACUUCAGCUCUUUGCAGAAAGCCAUAAGAUUCCUGCCCUGGGAAUCCUCCACGAUUUCUUUCUUGUAACGGAACGGAAUAGCUCUUUCUUUUUGCACUCAUUUUGUUUGGGUGUCAAAAUAUUACAGACUACCGUUUUUACAACACUGUUGGCAAGUGAGGAUGCACUACUGUAGGAAGCAUGUCUCAGAAAGCAGGUUCUCCCAAAAAUAGACCAGUUCAAUAGUGCAAUAGUGCAUAAAAUCCCACGAAUCUAUGUUUGGGGAAACUUUCCCGAUCAUAGAUUAGCUUACUUGCGAAUGGAAUCCCGCGAUUCUAUGAACGGCAAGUGUCCUCCUACAUAGAUUACUUUACUUGUGAAUGGAAUCCUGCGAAUCUAUAUUUGGGGAAAAUUCCCCGAACAUUUUUGGAGUAGGGCUUAUGUUACGAGCAUCCCCCAAAAAUAAGCUAGGGCUUAUUUUCGGUGGAUGUCUUAUUUUCGGGGAAAGACGGUAGGUAAUGUAGCAAGUGUGUGCAUAGGGGCUGUAGUGUCUGUGUAGGUGACAUAGUGUGUGUUUGUGUACAGGGGAGGAUUCCGAGUGUGUAUAGGGGAUGUAGUAUGUAAGCCAGCAAUUAUGUGUGUGUAGGUGGUGUAGUCUGUAGUGUGUAUAUAUAAUAUAUAUGAUAUAGAUUUUUUUUAAACCACGCCCUGGAAAAACAUUCCAUACCAGUCCAAUAAUGCCAGCAUAGUGUGCAGAUUUAGAGGGGAAAAAAUAACUUAAAAUUGAAAACUAAAAACAAUUACUCUAACAUUAAAGAUGGCACUAAUAAGGCUUCAAAAUAAACAAAAGAGCGGAUUUAUUUUAAGCAGAUGUGCAUUUGCACAUAAUCAAUGUUUCAGUCCAACUACUUUGACAUAGUAAGGAAAGUUUGGUUAUGGGACUGAAAUGGUGAAUGUAAGAUGUUGAACAGCUGUAAAAAAAAACGAUGUUAUCCUGUUUAUUUUGAAGUCCUAUGAGUAUGUUCUUCAUUUUGGCUGAGAUCAUCAAACUUUGGCUGACUGUUACCCUUAUUCCUGCUAUGGGCUGUCCGUGUCUUGUCCCCCCUCUGUUAUAUCAUAUGUUUUGUGCUCCUGGAUCCUCUUGUCCUUUCCCCUGACCGUCUGGCCAUUCGGUAAAAAAGCAGCCACCUCGUCUAUUAACAAUGUCUUGUUCGACAACCGAACAAAUAACCGAACGCCAGACCACACAUGUGGAGUGUGCCACUCGUUAACCCCAGUAACCUCUGUUCACAUCUCCACCAAACGCAACCUCCUGAACAUUCCAAGCGGCGGCCAUCUUUAGCCGUGAACAGUAGUGUGUGGUCGUCGACUACAUGGAACUAAAAUCAGACACUCGACAGCGCAAACACCACUGGGACUUCCAUCCUCCGUUAUGUUCGUGGGGAUUCAGAUGAACAGAGUGGUGUUCGGGGGGAGCAAACUCCCGAACAAGAUACACAGAAUAAUGUCUGCACGAACAAGUUCAUGCCUUGUGUUUCGCAUAUUUGAUCCUCCCGAAAGAGACUGACCACACAGCCUAAUUUCAUGGGACCUUUUUGGGGAGGCACCUUGUGUGCGGUCGGUCUUAACUAUACCCCGGUGGCAUUUCAGCUGUGUUUGAAGAAUCUGAGUGCUUUUAGAGUAUCUUGGGCGCUCAGACCCAGUUUUUCUGGGGAUAAAGGACUUAAGGGGUUAUCUUGUGGGGAACUGUAUGUUUUGAGGUGAUUAUGAUUGUACAUGUCCUGGACCUGAGAAUGCCCCUGGAGUAUGCAGCAGGAAACCCCUUGCAUGGGGAUUCACAUAAAAGACCAUGUGUGGCUCCAUUAAAAUCAGUAAUACCCCCAGAGCUGAGUGUCAUCCAGUUGCUGGGGAGGUGGUGGGAGAUUCCUGGAUUACUUUAUUGUAUUUGGCUGUUCCCUUGGAGUAUUCUACUUGUUCCUGAAUGUAUGUUGGAGUAACCAGCGGAGGAGAGUCCCUGCUAAGACUAGCGCUCUGCUACAGUGUUCCUAGGCAGCAAUGUAAAUACUGUAUUUUCUCUGCAGGGACAGGCUCUAGACACCAGAACCACUAUUUUAAACUGUUGUGGUUCUGGUGAUUAUAUUGUCGCUGUAAUAAGAGGUCUUUCUUUCACCUGUCAAUCAGCUCUUCGGCAUAGACUCAUGUGCUGAAGAACUGAGUUACAGGGAGAGCAGGAGACACAGGUGAAGAUAUAUCACCCCCACCACAAAAAAAUGAAUCUUCACCUGUUUCGCUUAACCGACCUUUUGAAUGUAUUGCCCACUUUUGUGUCUAUUAUGCCUCUUUUGAUUGUCUCACCUGCUUUAGUGUAUCCUAUCUCCCAUUUUACCCCUUUGUGUCUCUUUCUCUUUUAGCUUUUCUGUUUUAUUAAAAGUAUUAACCUCUUUCUUUUCCUCCAUGUGUCUAAUUUCAACCCCAAAGCCCCUUCAUGUGUCUCAUUUCACUCUCAGCCCCCAUAUGUCAAAUUUCAUCAAAUUGCAUCAAGUUAAGGUAUAGUGUAGAAAAAAUAAAUAUUUCGAUUUUAAGUAACAUUUCAAUUGGAACUUUAUUGUGUUAAGCAUAUUAUAUUCAAGGACCACUUGAAGUUUCAGAGAAGCUCUUCAGGGAAGUGAAAGAAGGCACCAACUACAAAGUCCAAACCACUUGCCUGGUCUUGUUUGGCAGAGAGGUAAGGAUACGACUGGACAUGAUUAGAGUAGCUGAUCUUGCAUGUGUUUGAAAUCAGACAGAUUGUAUCUAUGUCCUGUAUCCCAGAACUCAAUUCACAAAAAUAGAGAGUAAAAAAAAGAGGUUAAUACAUUUAAUAUAAAAGAAAAGCUAAAAUAUUGUGUUCCUACAGUUGGAAGCCUAGAAGACUGGAAGACUAGAGAGUAUUUUACAGAAGCAGUUGGAGAUAAUGAAUUGCCUUCCUGUAGAAAUACAAGAAACUAACACUCUAUAGAUAUAUAAAAAGUGUGUCAUCAAAACUUAAAAUCUAAACCUUACUUUUCACACUGAUAACAUACGGUGUUUCAUUUCUGCAAAAUCGCUGCUUUUAUUCUGCACUGUUUUAUUGUCUAGUAUCUUGCAAAUAAUGAAGAAAAAAAAUAAGAAAAACAAAAUACAAUAAUUUUAGUGAUGUCAUACUAACAAAUGCUAAAUAUCACAUAAUGCGUAAGCACAGCAAAGGUACAGAAACAUAAAAAACACAGUACUUGACUGGAUGUUCUUCCUAGAUAUUUUGUAAACACAUGGAAUGGUAUAUCCGAACCUUAAUGGUUUAAAGCAUAAACCACUUUCUCUCAUUUCCACUAGCUGUUGUUUCAUUAAACUGACAAUUAACUUGGGUUCAAAGGAGCAAAUAAACAGGUUACUUGUGUAUCAGAGAAAUGCUUUUGACAUUCACUCAUUUCUUUUGAGUUGCUUUCUGUUAAAUCAGCAUGCAACUAGCCAACGAAAAAAAAAAAAAGAUUUCUGAUUAUAUCUAAUGUACAUUAUUUUAUGGGCAUAGAAUAUUAUCAUCUUAAUACAAAGAAAACAAUGUAAACACAUAGGAGGGAACAUAAGUAAAUUAAAUCCAUCCAUUACUGGUAGAUGUUCUGCUAUUUAUUUUAUUUAUCAUCAGUCACUAUAUGAAAGAGUCACAUCAACAACAUCGGUUUAGCCACCUGUAUUAAAAACAACAUAUCCUUGGUCAAUAAACAGGAAUUAUAGAAUGUAUCUUUUUUUUUUUAUCAUUUAUGUCCAUAAACAUUGAAUUUAAAUUCAAGCAAUUUAAUAUAAAAUGUAUUAUUUAUAUAUACAUUUUAUAUAGAAUUAUUUUUAUUCACAUUCACUGAUUAUGGAAAAAAAUAUUUAGAAAAAAUAUACUCUUUAUGAUUGAGCUGGAACACCUGAACUGGAUAGGGGGUUGUUGAAUGUCACAUUUGCCUGAAUGUUAGAAAUAUGGCUAAGUCAAAAGAAUAUAGCUCACAAGUUCAAAGUUGAAGGAACAGUGGUUUCACCAGCUGAAUGAGGCAGAGAAAGGAAGCUAUAAAUGGUUGCAACCAGAUUUCUGAGGACGGUUGUGAAAAACUGCAAAAGACCUACCUGUAACAGGAUUUGGCUGCAACAGGCAUUGAGGUUUCAGUGAUCACGGUCAGACAUGCACUAAAUGCAAAAGGUUUCCAUGACAGAACUCCAAGAUGUACACCACUACUGACAGAAAAGCACAAUAAAGGUUAGCUCCAGUAUGCUCAAAAUCAUAUAAAUAAGCCACAGAAGUUUUGGGACUCUGGAUUCUGUUAUGUGGAGCGAUGAAACAUAACUGGAAUUUUUUGGCUCAAUGGAUCAACAGCAUGUCUGGAGAAAGAAGAAUGAAGCAUACACUGAAAAGAACACUGCCUACAGUUAAGCAUGGUGGUAGCUUGGUGAUGCUUUGGGGCUGCUUCACAUCCUCUGGCAUUGGAAACCUUCAGUGUGUGGAAGGCAAGAUGGAUUCAGGAAAUCCUAGGAGAAAAUGUCAUGCCAUCUUUGGGCAUCAUUGGACCUUUCAACAAGACAAAGAACCCAAGCAUACCUCAAAUUCCACCAAGGCUUGGUUCCAGAAGUACUGGAGAAUUCUACAGUGGUCAUCACGGUCACCUGACUUGAGCCCCAUAGAAAAGCUCUGGUAGGAUUUGAAGAAGGCGUUUUCAGCACGCAAACCCUAGAAUAAAGAAUAUUACUGAACUGCCCUUGCUCAUGAGCAAUGGGCUAAGAUUCUUCAGGAAUUCUGCCAGAAGCUGGUGUCUGGCUAUGCAUCUUGUUUCAGCAGGUCACAGUAACAAAAGGGUGCUCUACUAAGUACUAAAGAUACUUGCCAUAAAGAGUUGAAUCAUUUUGAGACUUCAGAAGUCAUUAUAAGUUGCAUUUUCAGUUGAAUUUGGGAAAACCACUUGAUGCAUUCUCUUUUCAUAUAUCACUGUUUCAUUCCUCUACAAACCUCAGAGACACCAUUUCAACAACUCAUCAGAAGUGUCACCAGUGUCAUCAUUUCACCUUCUCUACAUCCCAGUGCCACCUUUUCCCUCAUCCCACCAUGGGUGCCACAGUUUAAUCCCCUAUAAUCCCCUAUAUUAUUUUGCCUCUGUCAUGUUUGGGGUGAAUGGGUUUGCUGUGCAGCAGAAUGCAUCAAAUGACCAUGACCCAUUUAAGGUUAGAGUCAGGUCUCGGUAAUACAAAAAUAUAGUCCAUGUGUAUAAUUAGACAAUGGAAAUCCUUGAGGAAAAGUCAGACAAUGCUAAUUUCAGUCCAGGCCUCAAAGCUUUAAAAUCUCAGCAACAUAGAAAAAGUAACUGAGAAAAAAAUAGUGGGAUCUGAAGGAAAUCUAUAUUAAUCUAAAAUAUAUUACAUUUAUAACAUAUAUAUAAUUUCUUCCCCUUUCUUUUCCUGUUGGUCUCUUCUCAUUAGACCUGUGAAUAAAAUCAAUAUUUAGCGGCUCUCCCCAAGCCUUCAAUCAUCUUUUCUCCCCUCAAUGAUCUUUUUUUUUGGCGCCGCCGACAGAACUAUUAGUCAUAAAUCAGACAAACAUAUUCGUCCAUUGCACAAGUCUUUUGUUCGGUUUCAUGUCCUCGUGUCGGACUGCGGCCGACCCACCAAUCUGUCUAAAUUCAGCCGAAUUGCGAUUCAGCCAAAAAUGCAAAAAAUGCACAAGUCUAUCAGGAACACACAGUAAUAUAGUAGUAUAGCAGCAUAGAGUAGUAUAGUAUAGAGAAAUGCACACCAAAGCUCACACAAAAUCUGAGCAGGUAACUGAGGGCUAAAAAGAUUUAUAAAAGGACCUUAACGAAUGUCACGCCUAUUGGAAAAGGACUGGUGCACCCCGGCUGUGAAAUGUGCCACCUUCUCCAUCAGUUGACAUUUUGGGGAAUGCAAAUUGAUAAUCCCAUGGCGGAAUUCAAACAUUUUGGGGCCUAUAGUGUAUAUACAGUAAAUACAGUUGCCUGGCUCAACUCAAGUAUCUAUAUUUCAAAUGACAUUACAAUUGCAGCCUUCACAACCCUACACAUAAUUAUUCACAUAGUUUUCUGUGCAGUGUAUGUACAAUAAGGCAGAUGGACCCACAAAAGCUUUGAAUGCAAUAUUGAUUUUUCAAUUGUGGCGCAAACCAACUACAUAUAUUUGUGUUGUUAGUGAAAUGAUUAAUACAGUUGUGUUUAUAUUCCAAUUCUUUUUCUCAAUUUAGCCAGUAUAUACAUCCACACACACACACACACACACACACACAUAUAUAUAUAUAUAUAUAUAUAUAUAUAUAUAUAUAUAUAUAAACAAACUGAAUAUCCUUAGAAAAUAUUUUCAGAUGUAAUACACAACUUAAAAAUAUUAAAUAACAACAAUCAGCUUUCUAGUGAGCAAUCCACUCCAUGAGCCCUUCACAAAGUGAGUAAGGGGAAAAAAAUCUGAAUGGUUUAACAUCCAGGCUUUUAACAUAACUCACAUUUAAUCAGUAUUAUGAUCUCUAGUGGGAGUAUAUAAACAAGUCUUUUAUUCAGUGGGUUUUUUUAAGUAACAGCACCCUCCUACAUGUUGAUUUGUCUGUAAACAUCACUACAAUAUAUCAGUCAGCAUUGCCUAUAUAAAGCUAAUUCUCUUGAAAUCAACAUUACUCUCUGCCUUCAACUAGAGGUUCCAUCACCUGCAAGGUAAGUCAAUGUUUCUUUCUAUGUUACUGCUCUUCCAAUUGAUAGUUGUAAAAUGUCUCAAAUGUCCAGCUUAGCAAAUGCCAUAUUUACUAAGAUGAACAGUAAAAUGUACCUUUAAAAGUAUAUAAAAAAUAAAAAUGUUUAACAUAAGUCCUGAUUUUAUCAUAUAAAUAAUAAUAAGUAGGCGAUAACGAUAAAGCCAUUUUAGAUAGUUCAGUUGAUUAGUGCACCAACUGUAGUAUAUGCUCAAAUGUCGGGGCGAAUUCCGGCUUUUAUUCUCUACUCUGAGGUUAACCAUAUGCUAAGAGAGUGAAAACUGCUUUAAAUCCUCCUGUGGACAUAAUUAUUACAUAAAAAGAUAGCAGUUAGUCUUAGAUGAUGCAACAUUGCAACGUUUUUUUUUGUCUGUUUUGGCUUGUUUAAGGCAAAAUGCUUCCAUUAACUUUUCCCUUACUUAAAAACAGGUUUAGAGUCACUUUUAGACUCACUUACUUUUCAUCUGAUGAGUAUAGAUGACAGAGAUAAAAGAAUUGUGGCAUCUAGAUUUUGAAUGCAAUAAAAUACUGACGUUGGUGUAGGACAAAAAGUCAAAUUUUUAUAGUAGUCUAAUUUUUUUUAUAUAAUAGUAUUGAUAUUUAUUUAUGGCGAAGAUUGGUAUGAAGGUAUUAGGGUUGUGUUUCACUAAACUAAAAUUGUUAUAUAGAUUUUUUUUUAAAUUUUUUUAUUAUAUAUAUAUAUAUAAUAUUAUUUUAUUAUAUAUAAAUAUAAUAUAUAUUUUUAGUCUGUUAAUGACUGAACUUAAAAAAGACCAUGAGUUGUACAAAUGUUGAUUUGUCACAAUGUUGAUAAAAAUAAUAUAUUUAGUAGAUUUAGUACCGAAAAUCAAUAAACUCUUUCACUGCCAUCGGAAAAGGUCUAAGCAAAUUCUGUCUUAUUGACAUGCUGUUGGAAAAGGAAAAAUGCAUUCUCAACCACUAAUUUCAGUAAAUUCCCUUGUUUGCUGAACUUCUCUCUUCUUUAUCUAAGGACAUAAUACAGGAGGUAUUACUUGUAUAGGAAUGGCAUAGUAGCAAGACCUUGAAAAUCAUCUUUCUUGUAAUGGUAUAUCCCCAUAAAUCAACCCCUUAAAAGAAAAAAUACUCUUAGAGUAAAAUUGCAUUGAAAAGCACUGAUAAAAUAAUGUGCAAAUAUUUUGUGAUUUAAAACAUGCAGUAAACCAGACCUUCAUCUGAUCCACUUGCAGGAUACUUGCUGCAUCAGCUCUCUCUUUUGCCUGGUGUCUUCUGCCUCAAUCUCAUCAUGUUUCGUCACAUUCAGUAACUUCCUUAAGAGAAAAAUAAUAAAUAACCAGAAGCACAAUUCUAUUGGGUAAAAUAUAUCUAGAAUUACCGUGCGUUCGAUCAUGAAAUGCAAAGUUCAGCUGAAUGCUUUUAUCCUCACAACUCACUUAGUUAUUGGCGUUGGUGAAUGGAUUUUGUAUUUUGUAUUCUCGAUGCUAAGGAAUGGCGUCUCUUGUAGCUCUUUCCCGAUGUUUUUACUGACUAGAUUUCGCCCAAAAAUAAAGCAUAUUUGAUCAAAUUAUUUUAGGGAGAUCUCAGUCUGAGUCUGAGGCCUCUCAACUAACUGCUUGAGUAAAUAGGUUAUGGUGCCAGAAGUGCCCUGGUACCCUCUCAGAGUAAUUUGUCCCACUGUUUUGGAUUGAUUUGACAAACUACGUUGGUUUUCUGGGUGCACCUUAUCCAGUCUUCUUCUGCAGUAGAUGUCUCCACUGAGCUAAGGUUGGCUGAUCCAGUACUAUGUUCCUUGCUAAAAGUGCUCAUGUGAUGCUCUCUAUCAAUGAGUACACUUCUGCAUGGUGACUGGAUUCUCCUUUAGGGUAACACCAGAAGCAUGCUUUAGUGGUUAUGGGACUUUGAGUGUAAUUUUAGGCUAUUUAUCCAAUUUUUCAUUAAACAUGUGGUGUAUUAAGGGUUCGUAUAUCAACGGUUUACCAUGCUGUUAGCAUCUUUUAUUGACAAUAGCAUCAUGAUGGCCGUGUCACUAAUUGUGUAUUCUGUGUUCAGAGGCAAUAAUUCAGUAAUGCACAAAUUAUCAUUUUUUCUUACCGUGCCCCAAUGCAUUUAUGCCUUUCAGGCCUUUCAGGCUAUAACUAAUUAAGUACAGGCAGUUCUCUCCUUUUCAUGCUACGGUAUGUAAUCUUAAAUAGUAUAUAGUCAUGGGAUGUUUCCUGUUUAAAUUGAGUAUGUGGUUCUUUAAAAGCAACGGUCAUCAUAUUUUCACUUCUUGUUUCUUAAAAGUUUAUUACAUUUAAUGAAACUUUUAUUAUUAUAAUACUUUUAUUAUUAUUAUACUUUUAUUUUUAUUAGAUUUAUAAUAUAAUUGAUUUUGAUCUUUAAAAGAUGUACGCGGGCAGAAAGAUGGUUUGUAAAGAUUAUGGAAAUUGAGCUUUCACAUAUAAACAAUAUAAUAUAAAUAUAAACAACCUAAAGGCUUCUUCUUUUCGUUUUUGUUCUGUUUUUGUUUUAAUUUGGUUAAAUGUUUCUUUCCCUUUUCAAAGAAAAAUCCUAACAUUUAGUCCACAUCUUGUUUUGGUAUGUUUAUAAAUAUUAUACAUCUGAAUGCCGACAUAAUAGUAAUCAGUUUUGAAAACCAGAUUUUAUUUUUUACAUUUUUAUAUUAGAUACAGAUUUUUAUUUUAAACAAAAUGUAUCUUGUCCAGCCCAUUCAGUCUUGUCCAGCUGAAUCCAAUUAGCUCAACAGAACAUAGCAGGAUCAUGCAGGACCAUGCAAAUUAUCAAAGAGCGUAAACUAAACGCCUUCUGCCAAUGAGCGCAGUCCUGGGUUGUCCGUGCUUUAUUCUGUAGAGACAUCCAGCUUCUCCUGCAGCAGAAGACCAGAUGCACCGCGAGGACCCGGGAGACUAAUGUAAUGCUUUGAAUAUUUACAGUAGAACAGUGGGCUGCAGUGGUUAUGGUGUUUCAUGUGUUCAUUUAUAUUCUCAAUGUGUAUAUUACACCAUGGAAAACAGCAGGAAAUUUCUAUUGAUAUCUCUAAUUUUUACAAUGUUAACCUUUUUUCUUUAUGACAACUUUGUAUAUCUUUCCCAAUGCACAUUUCACUUCCACCACAAACGUGUUAUUUAACCUUAACUAUAUGCUGCUUAAUUAUGUGUGAGAGAGUGUUACAAUAGAAAAUAUGUAUUUUGCAGAUAUCCCAACAAAUGAUGUUCAACACUGUCUUGCUAUGUUUGGCCACGGUGCAUGCAAUCCAAGCAAUUCUUACAUCAGAAUCUGGCAACGGGAGGUUACAAGCAUUAAGCUCUAGUGCAAGCAAUGGAAGGUACUACUACCCAAGUCUGCUACGCAACAUGAAGGAUCCACGGUUGCCAGAAACAGGUUGGAGAGAUGUCCAAGAUAAUGAAUUAUGUAAUAAUGUCAAUAUUACACAAAGCAAAUCUUUUACUGAGCUUCAGGGAAAAAAAUGAGAUUCAUCAGUUUUAUAAAUUAUCUUUUAAAGGACCACUAAAAUCACCUAGGUCACUUUAUUUUAAACAAGUGGUCUGGUUGCAAUAGCCCUGUCCUUUUAACCCUGCAUCGGCAAUGCUUACCACGAUGGGUUAAAUACACUGAUAGCCACAAGAGGCGCUUCUGUGGCACUAACUAACACUCUGCCACAUAGUAAAGCAUUGAUAUGUGUAAGCUUGAAUUUACUUGUGGCACACGCAGUGUAUGCAUAUGAUUAGGUCCCCAAUGCUUCUCAGAGAUUGGAUGAGAAGGAUGCAAAGAUUGAAACAGAAGUUGCUAUAGCUGGCAAAUAGACAAUUUUGGUGACACCUAGUGGCCAAGAUGCUAACUUGUCACCACUUCACAGUCACCCACAGCAGGCAAGUCGUAAUCUAACUCAAAACUAGAAACAUGUAAGUACAUAAUCACCUGAACUAAUUUAGAACACAAAAUAUUCUAUUAUUUCUUCAAAAUGUCUUUUAGGUGAAAUUUAUAUAGCAUUCUUGUGUUUAAACAGACAUAUAUGUGAGUGUUCUGGGAAUUUCAAUCAAAAAGCACUAAGGUCAUAAAAUCAACCAACAUGAUGUCUGAUAAGUUUAGCCUACAUUUUUUAAGUUAAUUAAAAUUAUGGAGCAAAAAUAAUUAUUGAAACCAUAUCAAGACACCUAUUGCAGUGAUUUAAAUAAGAUAAGGUGAUACACAUUAGAUGGCUACAGUUUUGAUGGUGUUCUCAUAAAUCAAAGUGCCAUUAUUUUGUAUGUUUAUAAAAUACCUCCUCUAUAUUUCAGAACUGGCUAAAUCUGAAUUGAUGAGACUGGAAGCAGGAAUAGCCGAAGAAGAUCAGAUGGAAGAUUAUAGCCUGCUGGAUCCAAGGGUAACAUUCACUAUUUAAACACUCAAAUGGAGUUAUUUACUAAAGUGAGAAUUCAAAGUGAAUGUAAAAUGUAGCUAUUACCCCACAAAUGAAAAAUGAUAUCCCUGAAUGCUAUGUAUUUGCUAAUAUUGAUCAAAUUGCUGUUUAAACAUCUGCACAGACUCUGAUAACACCACCUCUUGAAGUAGAGAAUUUCACGUCCUUACUGCAAAAAAACAACAACUUUAUUUUGCCUUAGACUAAAUCUCAUUUCUUUCCACUCUAAAUGUGUGACAUUGUGCCCUAUGUAUAGUCCUGUUUAUGAAUAGAUUUCUAGACAAUAUUUUGUACUGGCCCAAAUAUAUUUGUAUAAUGUUAUCAUAUCCCUUCUGUAGUGCCAAUUAUAUAAACUUAACAGAUUUAAGUUUGUUAACUAUUCUUCAUAACUAACUUUAGUGAAUAACUCCAAAAGAAAAUUGGUUAAAGCAUUUGAAAAUACAUUUGAAAAUACUUCAAAAAGACAGCCACCGGAGGUGCAAUGAAAACAUUGCUGUAUGUACAAAAUUGCAAUAUUUCCAACUGUAGGACUAAAACGCAUAGGAAACUGCAACUAGAUUUCUUUGUUAAAAUUAAAUAUUCUGGUUCCCUAUAGAGUCCCUUUACGUUUCCAUGGGGAUGGCAGUGCUACCUUAGAUCUGUUCUACAGGAAUGAGUGUGCUAUAGAUUGUAACAUUUGGUAAUUAUCUACAAAUACCUUUUUCAUUUCUUUCCUUUAGGCUCUGUCCCUGGAAGUAGCUUCUCGUGAAGAGCGAUCACCUAGAAGAUGUGUCCAACUUUUAGAGUCCUGUGUCGGCCAUCUCCCAUGCUGCAGCCCCUGUGCCACCUGUUAUUGUCGUUUCUUUAAUGCAUUUUGCUAUUGCAAAAAAACUAGUACCAACUGCCACCAAGGCAAGAACUAGAAUUUUUUUGCCAAAGCUGAUGUGCUCUGAAGAGCUACAACUUUAUUGCUUUGUAAUAUUAUCAACCUGUAUAUUGACUGUUUUUAGAAUGUCUUUAUUUCCUUCUUAAUGCAAAUGUAUAAAUGCCUCUAGAUUGGUAAUGUAUGUCAUGUUGGUUCUUGGAUAUAUCUAUAUAUUUUUUUCUACAGCCCAUUUCUCAUGAUAGCAUUAAUUAGUAACUUGCAAGUUAACACAUUUAUUGACACUAAUCUAAAGACCUGAGC